Molecule: messenger RNA, 1274 nt
Organism: Hipposideros armiger (great roundleaf bat)
Lineage: Eukaryota; Metazoa; Chordata; Mammalia; Chiroptera; Hipposideridae
Gene: AGMAT
Product: agmatinase (putative)
Exons: 6
Coding region: 45-992 (315 amino acids)
Molecular function (GO): agmatinase activity; metal ion binding
Source: RefSeq, a predicted model, not a curated record
CGCUGCGGGGACCAGCCUGUCCCGCAGGCGGGCGGACAGGCGGCAUGCUGCGGAUGCUGGCGUCCCGCUAUGCAGGCGGGGGCGCACGUCCUGCCUGCGGGCUCCGCGACCCCGGCCGCAGCCUCAGCCGCCAGGCCUCUGAGGCCCCGCCGAACCAGCCCCCCAGCUCCGAGUUCAUGGCCAGGCCGGUGGGCGUCUGCUCCAUGAUGCGGCUGCCGGUGCAGGCCUCCCCUGAGGGGCUGGAUGCCGCCUUCGUCGGGGUGCCGCUGGACAUUGGGACCUCCAACAGGCCAGGAGCGAGGUUUGGACCCCGACGGAUCCGGGAAGAAUCAGUGAUGCUUCGGACAGUCAACCCUAGCACAGGGGCCCUCCCCUUCCAGUCCCUCAUGGUGGCAGACCUAGGAGACGUGAAUGUCAAUCUUUACAACCUUCAGGACAGCUGCCGCUUAAUUCAAGAGGCCUAUCACAAAAUUGUCGCCGCUGGCUGUAUUCCUCUGACCUUGGGUGGGGAUCACACAAUUACAUAUCCUAUAUUGCAAGCCAUGGCAAAAAAGCAUGGCCCCGUGGGGCUGCUGCACGUGGACGCUCACACGGACACAGCCGACAAAGCCCUGGGAGAGAAGAUCUAUCACGGGACGCCCUUCCGCCGCUGCGUGGACGAGGGACUCCUGGACUGUAAGCGCGUGGUGCAGAUUGGCAUCCGGGGCUCUUCCAUGACCGUGGAUCCCUACAGAUACAGCCGGAGCCAGGGCUUCCGGGUGGUCCUGGCUGAAGACUGCUGGAUGAAGUCGCUGGUUCCUCUGAUGGGGGAAGUGAGGCAGCAGAUGGGAGGCAAACCCAUGUACAUCAGCUUUGAUAUUGACGGCCUGGAUCCUGCCUAUGCCCCAGGGACGGGGACACCUGAAAUUGCUGGUCUCACCCCAAGCCAGGGAACACGGCCCUCCUGGCAGCUAACCUGCUGUUUGAGAUGUUGUGUGCUCUCCCCAAAGUGACAGUCGUUUGAAUCUCGUGCUCUUCAAGAUAAAACAGAUUGCAUCAAUGACACAUUUCCAAGAAGAAUUUAUGAGCAAGCAGUCUGAGUACUAAAGAGUUAAUGCCAAUAAAACUUUCUGCUGCAAGUGUCGCUUGCUGGUGGCUGUAAAAUCAGGGCACUCAGUAGAACUCUAAUCCAAACUGCUACUAUCUCUAAGGCGUUUGAAUUAACUUUAAAAACAAAACAAAAAACAAAACAAAACGGGGACCGGUUAGUUCAGUUGGUGAGAGCAUGGUGCUGA